UCUGAUGGAGAUAAGUAAGAGGAAGAGAUCCCAGUCUGGGUCUGCGGGGAAGAGGGCAGCCGAGGAUGAGGCAGAUGGCUGCACCUUGACUGUAGGUGGCAGCAGGAAGAACAAUGAUCUCACUGAUGCUCAAGCAUGUCCAUUGGACCAUCAAGUUGAUCACACAAUUCAGUAUGAUGCACCUCAACUCCCUGGUCGCUGUUACGAUCCUGACACUAGUGCACCAAUCAGCUUUUAUAUCUCAUCACUUGAGGAACUGAAUUCGUGGCAGCCUUUUAUUCAAGAUGAGCAUUUUAACAAAGCUGUUAUCCCCCUGUCUCCACGACAGCCACCUAUGCAGUGUAAUCGGCCAAGGACACUGGUCUGUCAUGAUAUGGCUGGCGGCUACUUGAAUGACAGGUUCAUACAAGGCGUGCAUGAGGAGAAUCCUUUUGUCUUUUACCACUGGUUAUAUAUUGACAUCUUUGUCUAUUUCAGUCACCAUAUGGUGACCAUCCCACCCGCCUGCUGGACUAAUGCUGCACAUAAGCAUGGUGUUGCUGUUCUAGGGACAUUCAUCACAGAAUGGAAAGGUGGAACUACAAUCUGUGAGGCUUUCCUAGAGCAUGAGGAGACAUUCCGUGCAUUGGCUGAUAAGCUCGUGCUGAUUACCCAGUGUUUUCAGUUUGAUGGAUGGUUGGUUAACAUCGAAAAUGAAUUGAGUGCUAAUGCAGUGAAGAAUGUGCCAGACUUUCUUAGUUACUUCCGCACCAAGAUGCAGCAAGCUGUUCCGCACAGUCUCGUUAUCUGGUAUGACAGUGUAUUGGAGUCUGGACAUUUGAAAUGGCAGAAUGAAUUGAAUGAGUGCAACAAAGUAUUCUUUGAUUCCUGUGAUGGUAUUUUCCUGAACUACAAUUGGACAGAGGAACACCUUCAGCGAAUGGCGUUGAUGAUGGAGGAACGCCAUGCUGAUAUCUAUGUUGGAGUUGAUGUGUUUGGCCGAGGAGAUGUCGUAGGCGGAGAGUUUACAACCAAUCUGUCUUUGGAACUGAUUCGCAAGUACAACUUCUCAGCAGCUAUAUUUGCGCCUGGCUGGGUCUACGAGACUUUGGGAAAGGAAAAAUUCCAUCGAAACCAACACAAGUUCUGGAAUUUGUUGACUGAAUAUUUGCCCAGUCAUAGCAUCUGUACAUUGCCCUUUGCCACCUCUUUCUGCCAAGGCUUUGGAAUGAAUCUCUACAGGAAUGGAAAGGUGGAGGUUACUGGAAGUUGGCUUAAUCUAAGUGCACAGGAAAUUCAGCCUUUGUUUGUAGACCAGCAGCUGGAUCCGGCCAAUGGUUGUGUAAAGACCCGUGGGUGUUCAGAGGAUGCCUGGAGUGGAGGAUGCUGUCUCCUGGUUAAAGGGCUAAUCCCUGCCAACAGAUCAAGUGUGUCUGCGAGGUUGUUUAGUUUGCAGGUGCAGAGCCCUCCCAGAGUCUUUGUUGCCUUUGUUUAUAAGGUUGAAGAUGACAGCAAAGUUGUUGUGAGUCCAGAGCUGAUGACCUGUUCCACCUCACAGUGUAAUUCAGAGACCACUUCCGCAGUGGAUGUGUUAAAACUAUUAUCACUUCCAAGAGAUAAUGCCCUUGUUCAAAAGUUUAUUCAGAACAGUGCUCCAUGGAACCCUGAGGGAUGGACAGCUUGCUUCUACCUCUUAGAGCUAACGGAUUGCAUUCUUCGAGAUAUCUUUGUUGUCAUUACUCGGCUAACGAAGGAAGAGCAGGACAUACGGUUUCAGUGCAAAAUUGGAGAAAUCAAGAUUCUGGACGCUGCGAGAUUGAAUGUGGAACAGAAGGUAGUAGAAAACCUUAUCGUCUUUGACAUUUUGUGGAGAAAGAUUCCGGGAGCUACAGACCAGCUGUAUCUGAGUGCCACAUUGCAGUGGACUUACCCUCCAAACACAGCAAGUUGCUUCAAGAUAUACUGUCGAGGACUAAGCUAUCAUAGAAACCAAAAUGUUCCAGAUUCUGACCUGAUCUGUGUUGGUCGAACAAAUGCAAACCUUUACCGUGUGGUGAAUUUACAACUUCACGAUGCUGCUGCUGCUGGCGAACCCUGUCGAGUGGAGUUUCUGAUUCAGCCACUGACUGAGGCAGGAUUUGCAUUACCUCAGUCAGCAUGUGGAAGGCUAACUCUCAGUUACACCCAACCUCCUGGAAUUGGUAACACACAGUACCAUUGCUGUCCAAAAUGAUAAUAAAUUCAA
This is a messenger RNA of Stegostoma tigrinum, 2224 nucleotides long. It is a transcript of the gene engase, whose product is annotated as endo-beta-N-acetylglucosaminidase. The transcript is spliced from 14 exons. Gene Ontology annotation, molecular function: mannosyl-glycoprotein endo-beta-N-acetylglucosaminidase activity. Bases 5 to 2212 code for a protein of 735 amino acids. Gene Ontology annotation, cellular component: cytoplasm. The record is from RefSeq and is a predicted model, not a curated record. NCBI's taxonomy places the organism in Eukaryota, Metazoa, Chordata, Chondrichthyes, Orectolobiformes, Stegostomatidae. Gene Ontology annotation, biological process: protein deglycosylation.